Messenger RNA from Etheostoma cragini (Arkansas darter), 2105 nucleotides. RefSeq names its product transmembrane protein 178B (gene tmem178bb). The transcript has 4 exons. The record is from RefSeq and is a predicted model, not a curated record. NCBI's taxonomy places the organism in Eukaryota, Metazoa, Chordata, Actinopteri, Perciformes, Percidae. Gene Ontology annotation, cellular component: membrane. The coding region runs from base 473 to 1357 and encodes 294 amino acids.
UCUUUCUGUUUUUGUGUAUACAGCUGUCGCUGCCGUCCUUUUUGUCCAUCCAUGUAGUGUGGGCGGUGCAGUAGUGUCCUGAUGGGACAUUUUGAGUCAGAUGCAGCCCAGUAAACUUGACUAAACGCGCUGGCCGCGGUGCUGAUGUGUUGUGUGCAGGUUGGCGUCGCCCUGACAGACGGAUGAAUGCAGAAGAUCCGGGGCUGAGAUGAGAUAAGAGUCCUCGCCGUCUCCGUCUCCGAGCUGCUGCUGCAUAACGCCGAGCAAACAGGAAAGACGUGUAGCCCCCAAAACACCGGAAACAGGGAAUCAACAUUUGUCCAGUUAGCUGUGUCCUCUCUCCGCAUAUCCUCGCCAGCCCCAUGACGGUCCCGACGCUGUUCUCCGGAGGUGAUGCGAGCUGAAGCCGCGGGACGCCGCAGAGGAGCUGUCCGUGUGUCGAGGUGCUGAUGCGGCUGUGACAGAAACGAGCAUGGCUGCCGGGAAGUUGCUGCUCUACGCCGGGCUCUGUCUUUCUCUCUGCGCCCUGGGCAUGCUGGCCGUGGCCAUGUGCUCCGACCACUGGUACGAGACCGACGCCAGGAGGUACCGGGAGCGGUGCCGAAGCUUUUCCAGCCGCCGCAAGGACCCGGGCUUCAUCUACAUCCCCAACAACAGCCUGCCGCUGCGGGCCGGCCGGAACAGCCCGCCCCGCUGGGAGGAGAGGCUGCUGCUGGCCCGCAGCCGGCGGCAGCUGUUCGCCAUGAGCGCCGCGGAUGAGUGCAGCAGGCAGUAUAACUCCACCAACAUGGGGCUGUGGAGGAGGUGCCAUCGGCUGGGCUUCGACCAAGACAUCGAAGACCUAAUGCGGAAAGGUUCCAUUGUGAGGUGCUCCUACAUCAAAUAUCACUACUCCUCGGCUACGAUACCCAAAAACCUCUCCUACAACAUCACCAGGACGAUAAGGCAGGAUGAGUGGCACUCCCUCCACUUGCGGCGGAUGACGGCAGGCUUCAUGGGCAUGGCGGUGGCCAUCAUCCUGUUCGGCUGGGUCAUUGGUGUCCUCGGCUGCUGCUGGGACAGAGGCCUCAUGCAGUAUGUGGCCGGCCUCCUCUUCCUCAUGGGAGGAACCUUCUGCAUCAUCUCCCUCUGCACAUGCGUUGCCGGUAUCAACUUCGAGCUGUCCCGCUACCCGCGGUACCUGUACGGCCUGCCGGACGACAUCGGCCACGGCUACGGAUGGUCCAUGUUCUGCGCCUGGGGAGGCCUUGGCCUCACCCUCAUCGCUGGCUUCUUCUGCACCCUGGCCCCGUCCGUCCAGCCCAUACCCCGCUCCACCUGCCCCAAGUCCCGACAGGAGAACGGCACCGUCUGCUAAAGCUGCCCGGCCGCCAGACCACCGAAUCCACAGAAACAAACUCUUUCCACGUCUCCAUCCGUCUACUCAUCUCCAGUCUCUCCUGGUUACAGAUUUCUUUUUGGAUUUGUGUGUGUGUGUUUAAAAAAAUGGGUGUCUUGAUGAUAUUCUAUCUUGAAAAUAACCGAAAAUAACUUUACAAACUAAAGAAAUAUCGAAAAUAUGAAGUUUCAAGUGCUUGUUUUAUUGUUGUGGAGCAGACAGUGAAAUGAACCAUGACCCAGAAAUGUUUGGAAGGAAGUACAUGGAGACACUGAAAGACUACACGUUGGAUUGCUCAUAACCUCUAACGAGGAGACACAAUGGUGAUCCAGUGGGGAAGUGCUUCUAUGAACUGGUCUGGAGGGGUCAGCAGUGUCGGAGGGACGGACACAGGCAGAUGUGGACUUGUUCUCUCGGAGCUUCCUGUGGGAUCCUCCAGCAGGGAACGGGGAAAGACAUGAACCGUAUGACUUGCUGGCCUUGGACCAUGUUGAGCGGCCUGUCUGGGAACUCUUAGAGUACCAGCUGAUGAGCUCUACCCCCUCCCACCCUCCCCCAGGCAUCCAGGAGGUCCAGGGCCGCCACUCUUGUACAUUAUUGUACAGAAUAUUCCAGGAAGUGUGUCAUGUUGGACCAUUUUCAUUCUGGUGUACUGUAGGUGCAUUUCAUUCCGUGUGAUAAUCCUAUCUGUCAUUUAGCAUUUUAUACAUGCAUUCCUCAUUGAUUC